AUGAGAUUCAGCACGGUUUCUUUCCUUCUACUGGCCGGCUGUAGUACGGGUAUCCCUCAUGAAAUACGUGGUGGUCAUGAGGUGAACGGUGCCUCUGUAGACCAUCCUGAGAAGCCUCUGGGUAGGGCAGAGAGGAGGUCCACUGACCUCCAAGUUGACGGUUCCCGGGCUCUCACGGUUCGCAGCGAUGCUUACGAAGACCCAAUUGACGGGACAGAAGAGGAGGAUAUUGAUCUCGAGGAACUGGAGGAGAUUGAGAUGGGAAAGGGCUUGAAGGGCCGAGCUAUUGAUCCCGAGACUGAUCCCGAUUCCGCUCACCUCGUGCCACGAGCCAAAGGAGAAAAGGUCUCGCUUGAUCAACUCGCCAACUCACGCUACAAGAAGCCACACGCUGAGAUUGCUCUCAUUCACGCCUACAACAAAUACCGAAAGCCAUUGCCGAAUCAAGAGCUCAAAAAGAUUGCCGCUCAAGAAGAAGCCUUUGUCAAGAACAAGCUUGGUAAGGCGGGUCACAUCCUCUAUAAACCAGACAAGUCGACGAAAUGUAAGCGACUGAAUGGCCAGACCUGGAGCAUCAAGUACGGCGACGGCACAGGUGCUAGCGGAAUCGUGUACCUGGAUACAGUACGAGUUGGAAAGACUUAUGUCAACCAAAUGGCUGUGCAGUCUGCUACUGAAGUGUCUGACGGCAUUGCCUCAGACACAUUUGCCCAUGGCAUCCUGGGUUUAGCCAUGUCGAGCCUCAAUACCGUUCGACCGACUGCUCAAAAGACAUACUUUGAAAGAGUCCAAGGCGCUUUGGAAGUGCCCAUUUUCACUGCCAACUUGAAGAAGGGCUCUGCUGGAAACUACAACUUUGGAUACCUUGACCAAAGCGAGUAUUACGGAUCAGUGGGCUUUGCCGCGGUAAAGAAGGACAGCCCAUGGUGGCAGAUCACGGUUGAGGGCUUCCGUGUCGCUCAGGGUGCACCGUGGCACAAGUACAAGUACUCAGCUAUUGUCGACACGGGCACGACUCUCCUUCUCUUGCCCGACUAUUUGGUCAAGUUCUACUACAAGAAGGUGAAGGGCGCCUACAUCGACAAUGACUAUGGUGUUUGGGUCUUUCCAUGCACAGCCAAACUCCCCAGCUUCUACUUUGGCUUUGGCAAUUACCGUGGCAAGGUCCCCGGUCAUUACAUCAACUAUGGCCGUCUCACCUCGACGGUUUGCUAUGGUGGCAUCCAGACGUCGGAGGGUAUUGGGUUCGCCAUCUUGGGAGACAUUCUCCUCAAGGCCCAGUUUGUCAUUUUCGACCUCAAGGGAAACCGAGUCGGAUUUGCCAACAAAAACACAGUCAAGGCAUGA
Fusarium graminearum PH-1 is the source of this 1347-nucleotide messenger RNA. RefSeq lists its product as uncharacterized. NCBI's taxonomy places the organism in Eukaryota, Fungi, Ascomycota, Sordariomycetes, Hypocreales, Nectriaceae. The transcript is spliced from 2 exons. Bases 1 to 1347 code for a protein of 448 amino acids. Gene Ontology annotation, biological process: proteolysis. The record is from RefSeq and is a predicted model, not a curated record. Gene Ontology annotation, molecular function: aspartic-type endopeptidase activity.